Molecule: messenger RNA, 424 nt
Organism: Terrapene triunguis (Three-toed box turtle)
Lineage: Eukaryota; Metazoa; Chordata; Testudines; Emydidae
Product: serine/threonine-protein kinase A-Raf-like
Exons: 4
Source: RefSeq, a predicted model, not a curated record
GUCCGUAAGACGUUUUUCAGCCUGGCCUUCUGCGACUUCUGCCUCAAGUUCCUGUUCCACGGCUUCCGCUGCCAGACGUGCGGCUACAAAUUCCACCAGCAAUGCAGCAGCCGUGUGCCCAGCAUCUGCGUGGACCUGGACGCAGCCCACUGCCCGAUUUACAGCCACGACCCCUACCCCGAUGUGCAGGGGCAGGAUUCCCCCUCGGCCCGGCCCGGCCUGGCCCCCCUAACGCCGCAGCCCACCAGCUCCCACCAGCAGUGCCUGAACCCCGACGCCUUCAGCUUCCCGGACCCCCCCGGCGGGGGGCAGCCCCUCCAGCGCCACCGCUCCACCUCCACCCCCAACGUGCACAUGGUGAGCACGGCUGACCCCGGGGACGCCGCCGCCCGGCAGAUCGCAGCCAUGAGCUUCAUCACAGACG